Messenger RNA from Drosophila rhopaloa, 1366 nucleotides. Its product is annotated as serine protease inhibitor 42Dd. The transcript has 4 exons. Lineage: Eukaryota; Metazoa; Arthropoda; Insecta; Diptera; Drosophilidae. Bases 4 to 1221 code for a protein of 405 amino acids. Gene Ontology annotation, molecular function: serine-type endopeptidase inhibitor activity. The record is from RefSeq and is a predicted model, not a curated record.
AUCAUGGGUGAGCCUCAGUUGGAUCGCAACAUGCCAAGCGAAUGGGUCUUACUGAUCAUCUGCCUGAUCCCGAUGGCCUCCGGGGGCACUACGGCGCCACCGUUAAGCGCCAGUCCCAUAGUCUUCGCCCGGAAUCUAUUCCGGGCCGUCAACGAUGUGGAUCCCCCAGUGAAUAUGAUGGUUUCCCCGGCGGCUGCCCGUAGUGCCAUGACCUUGGUUUUCAUGGGGGCCGGCGGGAAAAGUGCGGAUGAACUGCGUUCCAAAUUGAUCCUGGGAGUGGGCAAUAAGUCGAAGAUCGCCGAACAUCAUGCGGAAACCUGGAGCGAAGAGUGUUCUUGUGUGAAAAAAGGAGUGGCCUUGCGUCUCGUGACCCGAUUGUACUUCAAUGAAGAAGAGAAAAUACUACCGGACUUCAAUACCCGAGCCAUGGAGUUCUUUAACGCUCAGGCAGAUCCACUUAACUAUCUGAAUCCCGAGGAUUCGGUGAAGAAAGUGAACAAGUGGCUGGCAAAGCAAACGUUUUACACUGUGAGAAACCUGUUCACCCCAGAUGUGUUCAGUCUCGAGUCCAGUGUGAUUCUGGUCAAUUCCUUGUUCUUUCGUGCCAAGUGGGCCAAUGUAUUCCCUGAGCAACUGACCAAGGUCGAUGAUUUCUGGAUUAAUCCUCUCCAACGAAUGGAACUACCCAUGAUGCAACAGAUCGGCAAGUUUCGAUAUGGCGAGUCCAAGAAACUUAAGUCACAGAUUUUGCAGCUGCCGUUUGAGAAGUCUAACCUGACCAUGAUGAUUAUCCUGCCCAGGGAUAUUGAUGGAUUGCCAAAAUUGGAGGAAAAACUGGGCCAGCUGGACAUGAAUGAGGUGGCUGCCAAAAGUUUGAUGAACGAUGUGGAUGUGAUAAUUCCUAAAUUUAGAAUCGAGUUCAAUAUAGAUCUAAAAGUACCACUGCAAAAGUUAGGAAUAAAUCGGGUUUUUGAGCCUGGACAAGCAGACUUAAGUGGCCUUUUUGGCAAGAAAUCACUGCAAAGGAUUUCGGAGGCCAGGCACAGCUUAUUUCUAAAUGUUAAUGAAACUGGCUGUGAAACUGGUCCGGAAACGGACGUUCAACCCGAAGUCGUAAAAGAUAAUCCCGAUCGCAAGGUUUUUAAGGCCGACCGUCCGUUCGUCUUUGCCAUUCGCAAUAAGAAAAACGUUUACUUUGUUGGCCAUUUCAUAAAGCCCUAAUUGCGGGAGCCGUGUUACAAAUAUUUUGAUGGUGAUGACCCGCAGGCAAUCACGGCAAUAUGGCAAUAUCCCAAUGAACAUCAAAUUAUUGCCAAACAAAUGUACACAAUGCAUCUGAAAUACAAAAACAGCAGGCACAGGCAAA